Molecule: messenger RNA, 2007 nt
Organism: Orcinus orca (killer whale)
Lineage: Eukaryota; Metazoa; Chordata; Mammalia; Artiodactyla; Delphinidae
Gene: MTRFR
Product: mitochondrial translation release factor in rescue
Exons: 2
Coding region: 1002-1658 (218 amino acids)
Biological process (GO): translational termination
Cellular component (GO): mitochondrion
Molecular function (GO): translation release factor activity
Source: RefSeq, a predicted model, not a curated record
AUGCCUUCAGAGGUAUCAGCAAAGCCCUUUCCAGAACACUGUUUUCUCUGACUUUAAGCCUGUGUGGGUUGCAUGGAGAGGGCUUAUUCCUCCCAUUUUCCAGAUGAGAAAAUGGGCGAAGGUUGUGACUCCCCCGCCCCGACCCCAUUCACAUGGGGAAUAUGUAGAUCUCUGAAAAGAGGUGAUACCUUUCAGAUCCUCUGCCCUCCUCCCCUCGACAAAAAGCAAAGGCUUGUGAUUCACCAUACCCUCAUGGCUAUUAUUCUCUAUACUAUUCGUCAACUAAGACAUUUCAGCCUUAGGCUCCUCUCGAGUAGUUAUUGAAAUCUCUUGUUCAGCGCCUCUCGCUUUCUUCUUGAAUAUCUUCUCCGACUAGACUGUGAGCUCCAGGAAGAUAGCGUCUUGCCCUCUUUGACCUCACGUCACUCCCUGUACCUCACCUCAUACUUUGAACGUAACAGGCACCUUAAUAAAAAUCAGUUGGCUUGGUGGUUCUAAGGAUGAGUACCGGUUGGAUCAUGUGAUUGGCAGUGCUUCUGAGGGAACAGAUGUUCCUAUUCAAAUCCAUGAAACUGGAAACAUGAAAAAACAACAAUCAUGACAUUGAUUGAUAGUGAUAUUUACUGUGUCAGACUGUUUAAGCUUAAGCUAUAAAAUAGACUAUCACGUUCUGUCGUCUUUCCAUUUUGAUUUCAAAGGUUCUCACACACUUAAAUAAUGUCCCUUGACUCAGAUCCUAAUUCUUGUGUGAUGUACUAUGUAAUAUUUCCUUAUCAAAUUACAGCCCUGUUCUUUUGAAUUUUACACUCAAAGCUUCCCCUUCCUGAGAAAACACCACUUCUGGGUGCUUUGAAGACAUUUUUUGGUCUGUUAUAAGAAAAUAUUUAUCAGUUGGCAAGGCAUGUAGUGCUGAGAACACGGUAGACAAUGCAGGGCCGGAGCGAGGUGUGUGUUGCUGAGUAUCCUGUCUGCACUAAUUUCCUAAAUCCCCUGCCUGCCAGAUGGGUGGUCAUCGUCUGAACUGGUUCAUAAAAGGUGAUUUUAGAACCUGCGGUAUAAUCUUGAGCACAAACAAGGCUGAAGGGCUGUCUUUUCUGUCUUAUUCAGGUCCUGAGCAGGCAGAGCCACGCGCUAUGAGCACCUCGGGUCUGUUCCGUUUUCCUACCCCACUGACCAGAGUGUGCAUGGUGCCCUGGGGACUCCGGCUCUGCGAGAAGCCGGAGCUCUUAUCCCCUGGAACAGCGGUCACUCCAGUCCAGGCGGCAGGCAAGAAGGACCACCCUGCUCUGCUCUCCCUGGAUGAGAGUGAACUUGAAGAGCAGUUUGUAAAAGGACACGGGCCAGGGGGCCAGGCAACCAACAAAACAAGCAACUGCGUGGUGCUCAGGCACGUCCCCUCAGGCAUUGUGGUCAAGUGCCACCAGACUAGAUCCGUCGAUCAAAACAGAAAGCUAGCUCGGAGAAUCCUGCAAGAGAAAGUGGAUGUUUUCUACAAUGGUGAAAACAGUCCUGUUUACAAAGAAAAACGAGAGGCAGAGAAGAGAAAGCAAGAAAGGAAAAAAAGAGCAAAGGAGACCCUAGAGAAAAAGAAACUCCUGAAAGAACAAUGGGAAUCAAGUAAAAAUGUGCCCAGAGAAAGGACUGCAGAUUCUGACUGAAAGAACCUGCCGGAUGGGACUUCGCUGGUGGCGCACUGGUUAAGAAUCUGCCUGCCGAUGCAGGGGACACGGGUUCGAGCCCUGCUCUGGGAGGAUCCCACAUGCCACGGAGCAGCUAAGCCCGUGCACCACAACUACUGAGCCUGCGCUCUAGAGCCCGCGAGCCACAACUACUGAGCCCGCGUGCCACAACUACUGAAGCCUGCACACCUAGAGCCCGUGCUCUGCAACGAGAAGCCACCGCAAUGAGAAGCCUGCGCACCGCAACAAAGAGUAGCCUCCGCUCGCCACAACUAGAGAAAGUCCACGCGCAGCAACGAAGACCCAACGCAGCCAAAAAUAAAUAAUU